AAACACAAGAAGGAUAUAUAUAAAGGCAAGUGACUCUAAAUACAAGAAGUAGAUACGAGGGGUUUAGAAGCCGUCCAUUCCAGUAGGCGAUGAUUGGCGUCUGAAGGACGGAAUUCUGGUAGAAAACCUUUCAUACGAGCUAAUCUCCAAUAUAUGUCUACAGGAAACUAAUUUCAUUCAAAGAUGGUUGACCUUAUUAUGGUAUUGGCUAAGUGUUGUAUCCUCUGUGUCUUACUAAUGACGGGUCCAUCAUCGGCAACCUUAAAAUUGCUGGCCUCCUCACCACGUGUUGAUUGUGAUUUUGAAAAGGACAUGUGUGGGUGGACCAUUGGGAGAAACUUUUCGUCCCCUGCGGGCAGUAAUCAGUUUUGGGCCCUGUGUCCACGUCUUCCAACCUCCAACGACGUUAAAGACACGUGCGCAGGAAACCUGGGAUUCAAGUUCGCGGAUCCCUUUUCUCGACAUAAUAUAUGUGAUAGUAAAAAGCCAGGUUCUCCGUGCCGUAAUUUCGUCCUUAGCUCCAGCAACAAAGGGGUAGAGCCUCCUUUUAAUGGCCAGUACAGUACCUUCUAUACCUCCAACAUCUUGAGCGAGGAGCUGCCGGGAUUCUUUCUGUACAGGUGCCUCCAUUACACCUUUUCCUUAAAAGGUCAGUCUGUUCUUAUGGUGUCUUAUUUACCCACCAUAACAGAAACCAAGACUGACUUCAUCUUAAAGGAACACAGAGGACACUGGUUGACUGAUCGUUCAGAUGAGUGGAUCAGCGCUAACAGUUUUGUGAAUCUCCCUCUUAUUCCAAAUUUUAGGAUAAUAUUUCGAGUCUGGUUUAGAUACGAGGGUGAAAACAUUGUGAAUUUAGACAACAUCAGAGUUACAGAGGGAUUGUGUAACGUAAGUUGUCCUCUGGACUUAUUCCGUUGUACCAGUGGAGAGUGCAUUUCACCGACCCUUGUGUGUGAUUCUCAGCAAGAUUGUGAGGAUAUGUCAGAUGAAAGAACAUGUGAUUAUGUAGCAGUCAACAAUCAAUCAAGCGUUAAUUCCUCGCAACAAGCCGUGUUAGAUAUUUCAUCUCGUUGCCCUAUUUGUCCCCGAGAGAACAACACAUUUUGUAUAGCUUUCUGUCCCUCGUCUUGUGACUGUUAUGGAGAUACCUAUCUUUGUCAAAGAUUUGCUACUUCCGCCUAUACCUUUUUCGUCCAACUGUCUGAAGUGGAUUGUGAUUUCCUCAACAUUACAGAAUUAGGGCAGGGGAUUUAUCAUCUCGAUAUUUCUUCAUCCCACAUUCGUUCAUUGAAUAUCACUGAUUAUGUCAAAAUAGAAAAACUCACAGUGACAGAUUCCACUAUUGAGACUAUCCAUAUACCUGACCAAAUAGUAAAUUACGUACAAUUUUCAAAUUUAAAAACAAAUUCAAUAUCUUUUUUCACCUAUUUUAUGUACCUGCACGUGGUUGGGAGUCUUCAACAGUUCAGUGCCUCGGCUUUGCUUCAUCUACCCUACGUAAACCUUGAACGAAACAUUUUGUCCAAUGCUACUGUGAUAUACAAAAUUUGGUCCAAGUAUGCCUCAUUCAAAAAUUCUUCGCACAACAAAGCAAUCCUCAAUAAUUGUAACAUAUAUCAAACCAAUACUGUGAAGGGUGUGGAAAGUAAUUAUUUAGAUUUGAGUAAUAAUAAACUGAAGGCGUCUUAUGUGUUCAGUGGAACAGAAAUAUUACUGAUAAGAAACAACCUGUUGGAGGACGUAGUCAAAUCACUUGAAAGGACUUAUAUUAAGACCCUGAAGACUCUCGAUCUGUCAUUCAACAGAAUCACGCACCUGCAGCUGAAUGACUUCAGUUUCUUUUUUAACCUGGUGUACUUAGAUCUACAGUCUAACAACAUUUCAUGGAUCGAUGACGAAACGUUUGCGGAAUUGAGCAGCUUGUGUUUUCUAGAUCUAUCCAGUAACUUAUUACAAAGUAUAAAAAAUACUUACUUUCAAAACUUAGAAAAGCUCCAAUACCUUUAUUUACAGAGAAACCUUAUUACUACAGUAGAUGUCGAAUCUUUCUACUCCUUAAAAAGUCUGGUUAUAUUAGAUUUGUCAAACAAUAAGAUCACCUCUCUCAAGGGGAAAUAUUUUCGAAACUUGGAAGAGUUGAGAUAUCUGUAUCUUCAGAAUAACAAGUUUCAGGUGUCGGAGGGUAUGUUUGAUGGCUUGUCUAGUCUCAGCUUAAUGCAGGUGGAUUUUUUCUCCCUUUGCUGUGCUAAGCCAAGAAAUAUAUACGAUAUAAAAUGCAUAGCUCCUGCGAAUGAGAUAUCAUCUUGCAGCAAUUUAAUAGCUGUGCCCAUUCUUAAUGUCGGGAUCUGGUACAUUGCACUGUUUGCUUCUUUUGGAAAUUUUGUGGUGUUUUGGUACAAGAUUAUCUAUCUGAAGAGACAAUCGGCCAGGGCCCACUUUAUAUUCACCAUUAAUUUAAACUGGGCUGACUUUGUUAUGGGCAUUUAUCUCUUCAUUAUUGCCAUUGCUAAUUUAGUAUACAAUGGGCGGUACGGUCUAGAGGACUACUCUUGGAGAAACAGCUAUUUUUGCACCAUUGCUGGAAUACUUGCUACACUUUCUAGUGAAACUUCUGCAUUUCUUGUAUUUUUAAUCACAAUGGAUCGACUUAUCGCUAUAAAAUUUCCGUUUUCUGGGAGAGGGUUUAAAAGAAGUGGAGCAAUUUUUCUGUCGGUUCUUUCUUGGCUUGUGUCCCUUUUUCUAGGAAUAUUGCCUAUAAUUCCUAUGCAGUCUACGUUCUUUGACGGUUACUAUGCUAGGUCUGGAAUUUGUAUUUCCUUACCACUCUCCGUGGUAAAGAAGUCAGGCUGGCAGUACUCUAUGGCGGUAUUCAUUGGAUUGAACUUCCUUCUCUUCACGGGAAUUUUAAUCGGACAAAUUGCGAUUUUCGUAGAGGUUAUUAAAGUUGGAGGAAAUGUAACUUCUUCAAGGUCGAAGCAAAGGGAGAUAAGUCUGACGAAAAGCUUGGCUGCUAUAGUUCUCACCGAUAUGUUCUGCUGGAUCCCGAUCGGAACAAUAGGUCUACUGACCUUUUUCGAAAUCGAUGUGUCCAGUGAAGUUUACGAUUGGAUUAUUGUUAUAGUGCUCCCCAUCAACUCGGCACUCAAUCCAAUCAUCUACAACUUUACAGCCUUCAUGAGGCACAAGAGAAGAGUUGAGGCUUCCGAGUCAAAUGUCUUAAAACAAGAAUGUGCUUUACUUAAAAAGAAGUUGGAGGCUAUGCAGUCGUUAACCUCAAACUGUACGUGUCAGAAUAAAAGGAGUAUUGUGGGACAACCGUCUAUAAACUUUGACGUUUUUCCAACCGAUACUUCGUUUGAAAGAGAUACUCAGCAAUAUGGCUUAGGGGUGACCGUCAUAAAAAUGGACACAAAAUUUUGACGUAAGGCUGCAAUAGUCAUAAAUACAAACAAGUGAAAUCCUUCUUGGACAUUAGCUAUUUUAUUUCAAUCAAGAUGACAAUUGUUUAUCAAGUGCUUAUUUAUUAAGUGACGGUUACUAA
Molecule: messenger RNA, 3544 nt
Organism: Saccostrea cuccullata (small rock oyster)
Lineage: Eukaryota; Metazoa; Mollusca; Bivalvia; Ostreida; Ostreidae
Product: G-protein coupled receptor GRL101-like
Exons: 11
Coding region: 184-3423 (1079 amino acids)
Biological process (GO): adenylate cyclase-activating G protein-coupled receptor signaling pathway; hormone-mediated signaling pathway; activation of adenylate cyclase activity
Cellular component (GO): plasma membrane
Molecular function (GO): G protein-coupled peptide receptor activity; protein binding
Source: RefSeq, a predicted model, not a curated record